Molecule: messenger RNA, 688 nt
Organism: Periconia digitata
Lineage: Eukaryota; Fungi; Ascomycota; Dothideomycetes; Pleosporales; Periconiaceae
Source: the annotation of a GenBank genome assembly
UCUUGAAUGAUAUAUUAGACUCUAACUCCCGCUCCGCAAAAUCUCUCGAAGCUCUCGCAACGUACAGUCGAGCCAUCAAUCAACACCUCGUGACGCCCGUCCCAUCUAGCCCCAACACCGCCGAUUCACGUCCAUCAUGUCCGCACCAGCAUCUCGCGCCCUGAGGCGCUGCGUCUGCAAUGCCCGCUCCGCGUCCUACUACCGUCCCGCCACCGCCUCCCUCGCACAGCAGAAACCAUCGCGGAGAUGGCAAUCGACCGACGCAGCGGCGCCCACAAACCCCAAGAUUGCGACUAUUGUGGAUCAAAUAAGUCAAUUGACUUUGUUGGAGACGGCAGACUUGGUUUCCACGCUGAAGACCCGCCUAAACAUUCCCGACAUGCCUAUGGGCGGCUUCGCCGCUGGCCCUGGUGCUGGCCCUGCGGUAGCCGCACCCGUCGAAGAGGAGGAGGCCGCCCCGGCCGCCGCCGAAAAGACCCUCUUCAACCUGAAGCUCGAGAAGUUCGACGCUGGCUCCAAGCCCAAGGUCAUCAAGGAGAUCAAGUCUAUGCUAGGAUUGAGCUUGGUCGACAGCAAGAAGUUUGUCGAGAGCGCACCCAAGAUGAUGAAGGAGGGCGUGCCCAAGGAGGAAGCCGAGAAGAUUGUUGAGACGCUCAAGGCACUCGGUGCCACGGCUGUGAUGGAGUAG